Molecule: messenger RNA, 1340 nt
Organism: Megalobrama amblycephala (Wuchang bream)
Lineage: Eukaryota; Metazoa; Chordata; Actinopteri; Cypriniformes; Xenocyprididae
Exons: 8
Coding region: 122-982 (286 amino acids)
Source: RefSeq, a predicted model, not a curated record
UAGGCCCCAUUGUGGUUUGCAUGAUUCAAAGGCUAUGAUGACAAAGUGUCAGAGAGCAGAAAACUCAGUUUAGGUGGAGUUGAACUGUUAGUAUAAAGUAAAAGGAAGACCAGACUAAAAGAUGAGCACUCGCUGGGUGAUUUUACACAUUUUUGCUGUUCUUCUCUUGUGUGAUUAUGGGAUGUUCUCCACGCCAUCACCAUCACCAUCUUCUACAGAGAGGACCACUACUGAAACAUCAAACACAUCCCACUCUAACACUACUGUGACAAUGGCAGAAUCAACAACAAUUGGAAAUGACACGGAUCCUGAUACACCUGAUGAAGAGUCAAGUGGUUUGAUGCCCACAAAUUCAAGCUAUGAAGACACCACGGAAACAGACGAUUCAGACGAUUCCAACGUGAUCCCUUCAACGGCCCGUCCUGAGAGCACCACGCACAAGCAGAAUCCUCCUCUUGAGAAAAAAAAAGAUUCAGAUUCAGGAUCAUACACAGGAGGUAUCAUCAUUCUGAUCAUAAUCCUCAUCCUGAUCUUUUUUCUGCUCGGCAUUUUGUAUUUUCUGAGAAAGAAAGGAAGGAGUUACUCAUUUGAUCUGACUCGUGUCGACGCAAUUCCCAAUGAUUAUGACACCCCGCUCAGGAGCGACCAACAAGGCAUAAGCUAUGAACAAACCAACAAAGAUCUGUGUCUGGACUACGAACAGGAAGACAAGUCUGAGGAAAAGACCAGCCCGAUAGCCAAUGGGUGCACAGGAGAGAAAACUGAACAAACACCUGCCAGUGAAAAUGACCAGGAGAAUGUUCCAGAAGAGAACAGUUUCUCUACAGACUCCAGCUUGUCUCCGCCUAUGAAGAAAGUUGAGUUUAACCUGGACCUGGAUCUGAUUGGAGGAGAAUCUGACCUGAAUGAUCUGACCACAGCUGAUGCCGCCGAUGAGCCGCAAAAUGAAAACAACAAUAAUGUCUCUAAUUCUGGUCAGUAAAACCAAGGGCGAGGAUCAGCAGAAGAUAUCUUCACUGAAAUCAACCUAGACGAGCCGAAGCAACACGUAUAGUGUGUGUCUCUAAUGCGACAGUCAAGAUUUUGGGUCCUUGGUACCUGGACUCAAACUAUAUCUGCUCAAAAUGUGGACUUGACACUGGCAAAUGUGUGCCAAUGUGUGCAAAAUGUGUGACUUCAAGUUUUGUUUCAUCUGCUGUUAAUGAAGAUUGUAUACUGUAUAUAAAAAGACUAUUGAAUCAUUGGUUGAAAUGUAUGUAAAAAAAAAAGAAAAAAGUUAGUAUACAAAUGCUGUAUAAAAUAAUUUGUGGCUAUAAUAAACAUUCACUGUAUUAAUGUAA